Molecule: messenger RNA, 1359 nt
Organism: Ochotona curzoniae (black-lipped pika)
Lineage: Eukaryota; Metazoa; Chordata; Mammalia; Lagomorpha; Ochotonidae
Product: death domain-containing membrane protein NRADD-like
Exons: 4
Coding region: 559-1233 (224 amino acids)
Biological process (GO): Rho protein signal transduction
Cellular component (GO): plasma membrane; cell surface
Molecular function (GO): death receptor activity; nerve growth factor binding; coreceptor activity
Source: RefSeq, a predicted model, not a curated record
UGGCCGCCUUCUGGGCACCCGGUGAAGUGGGCGAGUUGCGGGGAGGGUCCCUCACCCCGCGCCUCUGCCCCAGGUCCAGGAAGGGCCUGAGCGGGCCCUGGCCUUGGGGAGAGAAGGGUCCCAGCAGGCGGUGUCUGGGCCCUCGCUGGCUGCGCCCACCAGGGUUCCCACCCACUCAGGUUCCAAGAGUUGCUGGAGGGCCUCCUCCCUGGGGUGGGGCCUUGGGGGACAGGCUUCCCGGCUGCUGAGAGGGGUAGGGCGAGCGCCCCUCUCUCCCGCCUGACUCCGUGUCUGCCUGUUCCUUUCCUCCCUCCCGCCCAUCCCUGAUCUGUGGGGAGCAUCGCCCGAGCGCUGGCCUGCUCUGUCACCUUCCUUCUGACACAGAAGUGGCAGGUCCAGCCCUGGAGGGGCUGGAAUGGAGUGAGCCAAGAUUACUCAAGGCUGCUCCGGGGACUCAGCCUGAGGGUUCCCCCUCCAGCCUCCUGGGCCCUCCUGCCUGGCUGCUGCCGGAAACCCCCCUGGGGAGCACGAGGGCAGCAUCGCCACCCCAGCAAGGACAUGGCUUUUGUGGAUGCGGCCCCGAGAGGGCAGGACAGGGGCAGAGAAGGGGUGUGGGCAGCCCUGGCCCUUAAUGCCUCCUCAUUCCCGGCUGAGCCUCCGGACACCGCAGGGAACAUCAUCCCGGUCUACUGCGCCUUGCUGGCCACUCUGGUCCUUGGUCUGCUUGCCUACGUGGCCUUCAAGUGCUGGCGCUCACAUAAGCAAAGACAGCAGUUGGCCAAAGCUCGCACUGCAGAACUGGGGGGCCUGGGGGGCCUGGAUGUGGACCAGGCCCGCGGACGCAGUGUCUUCCUGGACUCUCCCAGCGAUAGCAGCCAUGGUGAGCCCAUCUCCAUUCUGGUCUCUGGGCCACGCCCAGAGCUCGGCUGUCGACUUUACCUUCAUCUCCCUCGGCGGCAGCAGGAGGAAGUAGAGCGGCUCCUGGAAGCUCCCAGCGAACCCGAACCUGGCAAGGGCUGGCGGGGGCUGGCGGGCCGUCUGGGCUACCAGGCUGAGGCUGUGGAGACCAUGGCUCAGGGCCAGGCGCCAGCCCACACCCUGCUGAGGGACUGGGCCACCCAGGAGGGCAGCAGAGCCACCCUCAAGGUGCUGGAGGAGGCCCUGGCUGCCAUGGGUCGGGAAGAUGUGCUGCAGGCCCUGAGCCCGGCAGCUCAAGACUGCCCAGUGGUGUGAGUGACGCCGACUGGCCGCGAUCCUCCCCCGACACCUUCCCCUUCAGGGUUUCUCCACAUUCCCGGCCUCAACCUCUUGGUUCUGGAGGCAACUGCCGUGCCUGCUGCCACUCCCCCACGCAGGAUG